Molecule: messenger RNA, 768 nt
Organism: Fusarium sp. VM40
Lineage: Eukaryota; Fungi; Ascomycota; Sordariomycetes; Hypocreales; Nectriaceae
Source: the annotation of a GenBank genome assembly
AUGUCAUACUCUUUGACUCAACAGCUCCUUGCCUCAGACGAGCAGGGCUACAAGCGAGCUACUCAGUCCGAGUUCCUCCGCCUCGCAGGCCACGGCAAAGCCUCGAAGGAACUCCUUGGUCGCUGGCUUGCCAAUGACCGUCUUUACAUCCACAGCUACUGUCGCGGCCUCGGUCGUUUACUCGGCUUCCUUCAGUAUCCCGACACCGUGCAGCAAGGGGUUGAUCCUGGUGCUACAACCCAGCUUCUAGAUUGGAUCGUCGCAGCUCUUGUCAACAUACGCCGAGAGGAGAAGUUCUUUAUCAAAACGGCUGCUGACUACGGUAUCAACGUCAACCUCGAAACUGGUGCCGAUGGCCGUGUUGAUUCAAGCACCAAGCUUGAGGGACUUCGACGCUGGGAAGCUCUCUACGCUUCUGUGGCCCCGAAUGAGAAAGAUGUGCUCCCAUGGCUUGAAGCAGCGGUGAUAUACUGGGGCACCGAGAAGUGUUACCUGGAUGCUUGGUCCUGGGCUAAGACGCAGCUGUCUGAAGGGGAUGAUGGCAGCAACGAUGCGGAUGGCGGUGCCGUGAGAAAAGAGUUUAUUAACAAUUGGACUUGCAAGGAGUUUGUCGACUUUGUCGAUGAUCUUGGGAGGAUUAUCGAUGAUGCCGUUGCGAAGGUGGUUGAAGAGAAGGGCGAGGAUGUUAAGGAGAAACUGUUCGAAAGGGUCCGGGGGAAGUGGCAGGAUGUUUUGGAAGCAGAGGAGACUUUCUGGCCAGCUGCAUGA